AUGCCAGCUGCUCGAGCGCCUGACGUAGAUGCACCGGCCUCAGAGCGCACGCCUCUUUUGAAUGCUGCAUCGGCCAAUGCGUCCUCGCCGCAUGACGACGUACCCCGCACUGAUGACCGAUCAAAUGCCCAGGAACUGUACAGGGUCAGCAGCCAUCCAGCGGACGGCCUCAACCUGGCCCCUGGCGCCGAGGAGGCAGUCCUCUCAGAGCCUGCGCCCGGCGAUGAGAGCAAUCGAGACGGGGACUCUCCGUAUCUUGCCGGGGUGAGCGUGACCAAGUUUUGGUUGAUCUUUGGGGGAGUCCUGUUGCAAUAUUUUGUAGCAUGCUUCGAUUCGACUUUGAUGGCAUCAAGCCAUCCGGUCAUAACCUCUUACUUCAGGUCUUCCAACUCAGCCUCGUGGCUGUCCACCGCCUUCCUUCUUACCUCUACAGCCUUCCAGCCUCUGCUAGCUCGUGUCUCCGAUACGAUUGGACGCCGCCCCAUCUAUCUCUUCUCGCUAGUCAUGUUUGUCCUCACGACGGCGUGGUGCGCCUUGGCUCGGAGCAUUGGCAGCUUCAUUGCCGCAAGAGCAUUCUGUGGCCUAGGUGCCGGCGGCGUCCUGGCCAUGGGCUCAAUUUUGACCAAUGACCUGGUGCCCAUCGAGAUCCGGGGCAACUAUCAAGCUUACAUCAAUCUUUUCUUCGGCCUUGGGCAGGCCUGCGGAGCCGCGUUCGGAGGCUUUCUUUGCGACACGCUGGGUUGGCGAUGGACGUUUGGCAUACAGAUUCCUGCUCAACUGUUGAUCCUCGUGGCUGCGAUAAUCACCAUGCCCGACACUCUUGGUCCGAACUUGGCCAGGAACUCGGACAAAAGUGCCUUCCAGCACAUCAAGACGUUCGAUUUGUUGGGUUCGUGUCUCCUGACGACGUCAGUUGCAUUCAUGAUCUUGGGACUCAACCUGGGCGGUAAUGUUCUGUCGUGGGAGCAUCCGUUCGUCAUCACUUCUCUAUGCGUUUCUGUUAUCGCUGGUUUCUUCCUCAUCCGAGUAGAGGGCAAGGCUGGCCGGCCAGUCAUGCCUCUGGCGAUGCUCUUCACGGCGCCGAGGGGUAAUCUCGUCUUUUCCAACCUUUUCGCUUCGAUUGGAAGCAACACCGUCAUCUUCAACGCACCACUGUAUUUCCAAGCCGUCAAACUAGACUCGGCGUCGCAGUCCGGCUUCCGCAUGGCGGCUCCUUCGCUUGCCAUAAUGAUAUGUGGCGUGUCGUCUGGAUUCAUCAUGACGUACACGCGCCGCAUGAAGGAGCUGAUCGUAGGUGGUUCGCUGAUCGCGCUGGCGGGCGCCAUUUGCCUUACGAGCAUGUGGGACGGUAUUCCAGCAUGGCUUGCCACCGUCUUUGUCGUCCCGGUCAGUACCGGGCUAGGCUUUUCCUACCCAGCCACAUCGCUAGCUGUGUUAGCAACCAGCACACAGGAGGAUCAGGCAGUGAUGACGAGUACGCUGAGCCUCUUUAGAAGCCUCGGGGCGGUGUUCGGCGUCGCCAUCAGCAGCCUAAUCGUGCAGAAUGCGUUGUCGGUGGACCUGGAGAGAUAUGUCACCGGGCCCGAGAAGCAAGAGAUUAUUCUGCGUGUUCGCAAAUCCGUCCGCGCCAUAUUCGAUCUUACCCAAGAACACCGAGUGGAAGUUAUCCGGGCGUACGAGCACAGCCUCCGCUACGUCUUCGCAUCCGCCAUUGUCCUGUUUGUACUGGUCAACGCCCUAGUAGUACCGAUAAAGCUGCCUCGUCUCGGUAACAGAACGAGAUAG
Molecule: messenger RNA, 1785 nt
Organism: Diplodia corticola
Lineage: Eukaryota; Fungi; Ascomycota; Dothideomycetes; Botryosphaeriales; Botryosphaeriaceae
Product: multidrug resistance protein fnx1
Exons: 4
Coding region: 1-1785 (594 amino acids)
Biological process (GO): basic amino acid transport; transmembrane transport
Cellular component (GO): fungal-type vacuole membrane
Molecular function (GO): basic amino acid transmembrane transporter activity
Source: RefSeq, a predicted model, not a curated record